AUGAAGCGAUGGCCACCAAGUCCAAAAUCUUCUUCGUCGUGGAGUACGUCAGGGGGCGGCAAGCUGUUCGCCAAGGUCGAAAAGGGGAAACUCGACGAGGACCUCGCCCGCUGCUACUUCCAGCAAUUGAUCAGCGCAAUCGACUAUUGCCACAGCCGGGGAGUCUCCCAUCGGGAUCUGAAGCCGGAGAAUCUGUUGCUGGACGAGAACGGGAACCUCAAGAUCUCCGAUUUCGGACUCUCCGCGCUCCCGGGUCAGCGCUGUAACGACGGGUUGCUCCAUACUCAGUGUGGGACCCCUGCCUACGUGGCUCCGGAGGUUCUCUGA
This is a messenger RNA of Linum tenue, 327 nucleotides long. Lineage: Eukaryota; Viridiplantae; Streptophyta; Magnoliopsida; Malpighiales; Linaceae. The record is from the annotation of a GenBank genome assembly.